Molecule: messenger RNA, 1290 nt
Organism: Tetrahymena thermophila SB210
Lineage: Eukaryota; Ciliophora; Oligohymenophorea; Hymenostomatida; Tetrahymenidae
Exons: 2
Source: RefSeq, a predicted model, not a curated record
AUGGAAAGGCAAUGUUGCAUUUUUUGUGCCUAGCAAAAAAUUGAUGUAGUACUAGACUACGCAUGUUUUGAAAAAAAUCACUAAAAACAAUAUAUAACACAAAGCUUUAAAAAUGAGCAUUUAUAAACAAUCAAAGUGAAUCGCCUAUUGGAAAGUAUUAGACUAAAAAACAAUUAGUUAACAAAGAUUGAUGUUGAUUUUUAGAAUGCCAGAUUUUAUCGCACUUUUCCAUCUCGAUUGCUGUAUACACUGUCAUAGUUAUUUUAGCUAUCAGAAUUGAAACUCAAUUUUGAACAAACUCCAGCUAAUUCUCUAAGCUCUUUUAAAAAAAUAAUCUAGACAUCUUUUACUCUUAAAAAUCUGUAUAUAAAUCUGUAAGAUACGCCCAUAUCCUUGAUAGAUUAUCAUUCGAUUUGUGAAACACUUUAAAAACUCCAAAAUAUAGAAGAAUUAUAGCUUUCAGUUAGCAAGAAUUUAAAAGAGAAGAGCAUUAUGCCUCUAGCAGAAGCUAUUAAAUAAAAUUAAAAUUUGAAAUACUUGGAUAUUGAUUUUUAAGAUAAUAUUAGUUCUUAGGAUGACAUGAACUAAUUUUUUUCUAACUUGAAGGAAUUAAGCAGCUUGAAUAAAAUUAGAAUUUGCAUUGAUAAAAGUAAUCAUUGUGUAUUAAAUGACGAAGGUGGCUUGUCUUGGAGAUGGCUUUUAAAAUCUUUGGGAGAAAAUUUAGAUGUGUUUGAAUUUUCUGCAUAAGAUACUGAAUGCCAAAUUGAGUUUUGGAUUAAUUUCUUUAGUGGAUUAAAAAAUAAUAGCAAUCUGAGAGUAUUUUCUUUGAAUGCCAACUUUAAAACUAGUAGGAAGCAUUCUUGUCUAGAAUUGUUUUUGCUGUAAGUUUUUGAAAACCUUUAGAAUAUAGAGUGCCUAAAUAUUUCUCUUGACAGUUUAAAUGUAUUGUUGAAACCUUUGUCCAUGAGCACUUUAAUGAAUAUAAAGCAUAGCAAAAUACAAUUAAAUUAAAAUUAAAUAAAUUUAGUGCCAUCCAAAUCUGAAUUAGACAUUCUUACUUUUUAAAAAUAAAAAAACUAAGAAAUAAUCUGCUUAUAUUUAGACUUUCUUACAAAUAAUUUUUUUAUAAAUGAUAUUAAAUUUCUUGACAGCGAUGCUUACCAAUCUUUUUUUGAUAUAGUUAAAUUCGAAAAUUAAAAAUUAGCACUUUAAAUAACCUGUUUCAAUAAAUACAUUUCCUAGAAUAUUCCUUUCCACAGUCGACUUAUUUUUUGGGAUUUGUAUUUCUGA